UAAAAAGUAUAAAUACAAAGCAAUAGUUAUUCGCAAAUCACUCUCGCAAGAAUUGGCGUCUCUUGAGUUGUGAGUGGAGUUUCAUCAUCUGCAGAAUUCAAUCGGCAAGCGCAUCCAUCCAUCACUGGACACACUUAGGUCUUCAGUGACCUGUGCUUGGUAGGAGCUGUUAAUCAUGGCUAAUGAAUCCCCUCAGAAUUCAACAUUCGAACAGUAUUAUCGUUGUUACCCUGUCUCUUUCAUUGAUAAGCUGCAUCUGGAGAAUGGGGAUAAGAUUAUCAUGCCUCCCUCAGCUCUGGAUCGCCUAGCAUCUUUGAAGAUAGAUUAUCCAAUGCUAUUUGAACUUCGUAAUCCUUCUGCCGAGCGAAUGACUCAUUGUGGAGUUCUAGAAUUCAUUGCAGAUGAGGGUCUCAUAUACUUGCCAAAUUGGAUGAUGGAAAACAUGCUUAUACAAGAAGGUGACGUUGUGCAAUUGAAAAAUGUCAGCCUAUCAAAGGGAACUUAUGUGAAGCUGCAGCCUCAUACCAAGGACUUCUUAGAUAUUUCCAACCCUAAAGCCAUCUUGGAGACUUCAUUGAGGAACUACUCAUGUUUAACCACUGGUGACGUGAUCAUGGUUCCUUAUAACAAUAAGAAAUAUUACAUAAAUAUAGUUGAAACAAAACCUUCCUUUGCAGUUAGUAUCAUUGAAACUGAUUGCGAGGUGGACUUCGCCCCACCUCUUGAUUAUAUAAAGCCUGCGCAGCCAGAAAAGUCUCAUUUGUCAAACAACAAAAGGCCACCAGAAGUUAAAGAAGAGCCUAUCCAAAAGGUAGCCAAAUUCAACCCAUUCACUGGUUCUGCAAGACGCUUAGAUGGCAAACCCUCAAACCAGUCAGAUCAACCAGCUAUCUCUCCCAUGCUCAAACAGCACCAACUGAAGGAUGCUGAUGCAGAUACCAGUUUCAAGCCUUCAGAGUCUGCAUCUGAUCAGCAUUCUCGUAAGCUUGUGUUUGGUUCCAGGAUGAACCAGCCUUCAAUCGGAUCAGCCAAGGUCUCCCCAAAGGAAAGCGGACAAGACCCACCGAAGAAAGUGGAAGAACCAAAGUUCCAAGCUUUUACGGGGAAGAAGUAUUCACUUAUCUGAAGCUCAUCUCGCUUCCAUCCAUCUCUACACUGCACUUGUUUAAUGUUAAUACUGUAGUAUAGGCCUAUUAGUUAUUCGUAGUUAAAAGUUUUCCCUAUUUUUUUCCGUGGCCUACAGAUUACAGUCAUUCUUCAUACUAAGGAAGCAUUUACCCAUCCA
Molecule: messenger RNA, 1285 nt
Organism: Tripterygium wilfordii
Lineage: Eukaryota; Viridiplantae; Streptophyta; Magnoliopsida; Celastrales; Celastraceae
Product: ubiquitin recognition factor in ER-associated degradation protein 1-like
Exons: 10
Coding region: 176-1126 (316 amino acids)
Cellular component (GO): VCP-NPL4-UFD1 AAA ATPase complex
Molecular function (GO): polyubiquitin modification-dependent protein binding
Source: RefSeq, a predicted model, not a curated record